Mesocestoides corti is the source of this 1521-nucleotide messenger RNA. The record is from the annotation of a GenBank genome assembly. NCBI's taxonomy places the organism in Eukaryota, Metazoa, Platyhelminthes, Cestoda, Cyclophyllidea, Mesocestoididae.
AUGAAUGAAUCCGUGAAAUCAGACUACGAGCGGCAAAUUGCAAGCCUCCAAAGUUCGACUAAUCUAAUGUCGCAGAACCUCUCGAAACUCCAACUUAAAUACGACAAGUGGCGGUCUCGAGGUCGUACUUCGUUUGUGAAAAAACGGGACGUUGGUACGAGUGUUAAUGAUGCACAGCAAGAGAGGAAAGUGGAUAAAAUGACACAUUGUGGUUCUGUCGCUUCACAUUCUCGUCAGUUUGAACUAAAAAUGCAGCUUCUUUCAAAGAACAUGGAGAUUGUUGAUCAAAGAGAUCAACUUAACUCUCUGGAACUUGCUUUUCGGACGCAGAUUGAAGAAAUUGAACGCCAGCUUAAAGAACUCGUCUGCUUGAAGCGCUCUCAAGACGAGAAGAUCCUUGCCCUUAAGCGCCAGCAGACAAAUCAUCGAACUGUUCGCAGCUCCCGACUUCAUUGCCCACCAUCAAAAUCAAUGCCCCCAACGAGCGAGGUCAUGGUUCAAACUCAAAUUUCUCCUAAGACAGAGUCAGCGUCCACAAUGACCAACUCCAAGUAUGUCGUUUCCUCAAGGGCGGAGGACGUGGUGGCGAAAUUGGAAAAAGAUUUGAUUAUGAAGACAAAUCAAAUUAGUGAACUUGAGGAUACGUGCAGGUCAACCGUGGAAACUGUCAACAAGUUAAAACUAGAACUCGAGGAGAGUAAAGCUGCACUCGCGCAAAAGUGUUCUGAAUUAGAACAUGAAAAGCUGCGUCCAAAGCCCCGAGAACGACAAGGAUUUCGCUCUAAGGUCGACGUAUCUGUGGAUGUGACUGAUGCCUCCCAGUGUAGCGGUACGAACGUCCAAGCAUUGAUGGCCGACUGGAAAUCUACUGAAGAUCGGUUGAUAAACCAGCUCACAAACUGCGCAACCGUUAUGAGCCCCACUUGGUUAACGGCGAUCGCAACGUCACAGGAGGCUUCGACAGCCACUGCCGCUCUGGAUGCCGCGGUUGCUGCACAACAGGGGCAGUAUCCUACUGCUUCUGCUGUUCCCCAAGCACCAGUAGUGGCUAUUACCUCCUCGACAACGCCCGCCUCUUCAUCGAUUUCUGGGUCGGAGAGGGCAGAAGCCUCGCAUUUUUCGUCCUCCUGGUUCCCAACUGAGGAGCAGUGCUUCGACCUCAAUAGGAGACCAGCGCCGGUUUUGGAAUGUAAUCAGCCGGAAACUGCAAUUCCUUCAUUAGCGAGGCCAGUAGCUGGGGCCUCGGUACCCCGCCCACCGACUAAGUGCCAGCGGGUCAAAGCACGACUACCUCGCGCCUCCGAAGUGCCAACAAGAUCGUCUGUGGUGUCUGCUGCAGGGGACACCUGGGACGAUACAUGUGGACGCAAGGCGCGUGCUUUGGUCUUCAUCUGCUCGCCCCGUCCCUUUAUCCUCGUCCACUUUACCCCCUCCUCUCGUCUUACUUCAUGUAUGCUCACAGUUGUCCUCAGCUUUGAUGCUGCUAAGCUUACAGCGUGUCUGUUUCUUAAUUCACUCUAG